Molecule: messenger RNA, 3035 nt
Organism: Hippocampus comes (tiger tail seahorse)
Lineage: Eukaryota; Metazoa; Chordata; Actinopteri; Syngnathiformes; Syngnathidae
Gene: mpped2a
Product: metallophosphoesterase domain containing 2a
Exons: 7
Coding region: 762-1631 (289 amino acids)
Molecular function (GO): hydrolase activity
Source: RefSeq, a predicted model, not a curated record
GCACAACUGAUGGCUGUUUGGCGUUUUUGUUUCGUGUUGUAUAAAAUCGCAUUCUGUGUUCUAUAAUUGUCUGUCUUCUUUUUCAAUAGGGAGUUAUCUUUUCCGACUGCAAGUGAAUGCAGCACGAAGGGAGCGCGGGAUUCGCGAGCCCUCCUCCACGCUCACCCUCCCUCCCGCGCAACUGCGCGCGUGUGCCCGCCGGUGAGGGCGCGCGCACGGGAGGUGGCUGGGGGUUGUGUUCGCUUCUGCUCUCUGACCCCAGUGGCAACUCGGAUUCACUACACUCUGCACCGUCGGUGGGAGGCUGCUCUCUGCGCGACUCCCUCUCCCCUCCCGCUUGUCUGUCAGCGUCUCCCGUCCGCCUCCCCCUCGCUCUCUUGUCUGGUUUCUUUGCACAGAAGCCAGCCGAGGUCCCACCGGGUCGAAGGUUCUGCCCUACCUGCACCAGACCUCUGCCAGCCCGGACCGCCGCCGUGCUCUACCGCGCCUGCUCUCCUCUGCUGCCGCAUGGACCCUUGUCUCUCCGCUGCGUAGAGGGCGACCCCGACCCGACGCUCUUCCUCCGGCUUGGCACAAAAAAAACCCCGCACGAAUACGCCGGCAGAGUGCUGGGUGGGUGAGUCGGGCGUUUGCUGUCGUUGCUGCUGCUGCUGCGGGUGACUUCCUGGGCUUUUUCUGAGCCGCUCCAAAGGAUGUCCGCUGCACGCAUCGCUGCUGAAUCCCGGUGAACGAACGGCGUCUCAUGUCCACACGUCGGAAGGAUGGCUCAUGGCAAAGUGACCAUCACGGUGGAUGAGUACAGCUCCAACCCGACACAGGCCUUCACGCAUUACAACAUCAAUCAGAGCCGCUUCCAACCGCCACACGUCCACAUGGUGGAUCCAAUUCCCUAUGACACUCCAAAGCCAGCCGGCCACACCAGAUUUGUGUGCGUAUCAGACACACACUCGCGUACAGACGGCAUCCAGAUGCCCUACGGCGAUGUGCUGCUUCACAUGGGGGACUUCACCGAGCUGGGCCUGCCCUCCGAGGUCAAGAAGUUCAACGACUGGCUAGGUGGCCUUCCUUAUGAGUUCAAGGUGGUCAUCGCCGGGAACCACGAGUUGACCUUUGAUAAGGACUUUAUGGCUGAGCUGGUCAAGCAGGAUUACUACCGUUUCCCCUCAGUCUCCAAACUCAAACCGGAGGACUUUGACAAUGUGCAGUCGCUCCUUACAAACUGUGUGUACCUGCAGGACUCGGACGUCACCAUAAAGGGAUUCCGGAUAUACGGCACGCCAUGGUCUCCGUGGUUCAACGGCUGGGGCUUCAAUCUGCCGCGGGGUCAGUCUCUGCUGGAUAAAUGGAACCUCGUUCCAGAAGGCAUCGACAUCCUGAUGACCCACGGCCCUCCGCUGGGUUUCCGAGACUGGGUUCCGAAGGAGCUGCAGAGGGUUGGCUGUGUGGAGCUGCUCAACACGGUGCAGAAAAGGGUGCGACCCAAACUCCACGCCUUUGGAGGCAUACAUGAAGGCUACGGCAUCAUGACGGACGGUUACACAACGUUCAUCAACGCGUCCACUUGCACCGUCAGCUUCCAGCCCACCAACCCUCCCAUCGUGUUCGACCUGCCCAACCCUUCCAGCUCCUGAGACCUCAGCAAAGUGGGGGGGGGGCAUUUGGCGGGGUAUUUGGAAAUAACAGUUUAUUUGUUUGGUUUUUUUACUACAAAUAUUUCAAUAUAAAAAAAAAAAAGGAAAGAAUGUGUCUUUGCAAACUGUUGUUCCUCUCCAAGAUGUUGAGAAUGUUUGGAGAUGUAUUGGGAUUGACUUAAAGGAGAAUAUCGGUGUCCUUUUUUUUUUUUUUGGUGAUUGUAUUUGCCACCCACAAUCAACUUGUUUGGCAGAUUUCACAUCAAGACUUUACCUUCCAUUAUUAUUUUCAUCAAUUAUAAUCCAAUUAUAAUUUUUUUUUUUUUUUUUAAUUGUCCCAAUGUCAUCCUGCAGACUUAAGGUUUCAUCUCAGAGCUGCAACUUGUUGCUUUUUAAUCCCGGGGAGAAAAAUCCAUUUUGGUAAGGAGGACACCGCUAUUCUCCUUUGCUGGGGGCUUUUGUGAUUAAACAAUCUUGCUCUUGAUAAAUAUUGGUCAGAUCUUGUAAGAUAAACGAUGCUUUGUGAAUUUGUACAAUUUCUUUGUUUGGUUUGCCUUGGCCAGACAACGGAUGCCAUCUAUGUUUAACUGUUGUAUCCUCUAUUUUGUGUUUAGUUUUUUUAUUUUUCUUCCGUUUUUCUCGUCAGUUGCGCUUUUCUUAUUGGCUGACAGGGACGCUGCCUUAAACUAGCUUUAAUGUUCUCAGCUAGAGCUCCACUCUUUCUCUCUGUGAGAUCAGAGAGAAGAAAAAAAAAAGAAGAAAAAAAAGUCCUUAUUUAUUGUCCAACUCUCCCGCUAGUCAACACCGAACGCACGCAGGGACCGAAAGCAAUUGAAUUACAACCCAAACGUUUACUUUAUAUUCCAUCCUGUUCAAUGACUCCUGUUCUAAUUCGGAAAGUUUAUGUAUUAAAAAAAAAAAAAAGUAUUAUAUAUAUUCAUGUUGUAAAAUUUCUGUACUAAAAGUUGUGUUUAACGAGGGGAAAAAACAUUUUCUUAGUUGGUCUUCUUUGAUAGUUCCCCCCCCAUCUUGUUCAUUUUAGAUGAGAGGAAAAGUACAAGUUUCAAAAUCGCAAUCCAUCAGGUGCUUUUUAUCCUCGGCAACGCGCCUGCCUAAACAUGCUUAAGUUGUCCUUUCAAGUGUCAUCUUUUUUUUUUUUGCGUGUGUUUUAUUGUUUUGUUUUCUUUCUAUUUUUGCACUGUGUGUAAAUGCAAUCUUGCUAGCACAAAAAAAGAAAAAUGUUGCCAAUCGUAGUUUCGACUUUGCUGCUGUAAAUGCUCUCUUCGUGCUCUCUUCCCCUCUCGCUCUCUCUGAUUGUAUGGAAAUGUUAGUCCUCUCUUUUCGGUUCAUUGUGAUAUAUUUAGCUGCCUUUAUAUGCAAAUAAAAUUGCAGAUUUUUACUUAU